Molecule: messenger RNA, 8166 nt
Organism: Tetrahymena thermophila SB210
Lineage: Eukaryota; Ciliophora; Oligohymenophorea; Hymenostomatida; Tetrahymenidae
Product: zinc finger lsd1 subclass family protein
Exons: 4
Molecular function (GO): protein binding
Source: RefSeq, a predicted model, not a curated record
AUGUCAUGCUAAUUAAUUUGCGACAAAUCCUGCGAAUAAUGCUCUACACCAAAUGAUCCAAAUGGUUGUAUUAGUUGCCAUUAAGGAUCAUAUUUAAGUGCUUAAAAUUAAUGCCUUUCCUGUGAUUAACCUUGCUUAUCCUGCCAAAAUUCAAGUAAUUUUUGUACUUUAUGUCCAAAUGGAUAUUAGCUUGAUGAAAAUAAUAAAUGCAUUAUUCCAUAAUGUCCAUCAGGAUGCUAAACCUGUAAUUUAUAAAAUAACAAUACAGUUUGCAUUUCUUGUAAUGAUCAAUAUUAUUUAGAUGAAAAUAAAAACUGCUAAAAAUGUCAAUUACCAUGCUAAACUUGCACAGGAUCGGCCUAUUCUUGUACAAGUUGUUAAGAUUAAAAUUCCUAUGUUUUAAACUCAAGCAAUAAUACUUGCCAAUUAAAAUGUUAAAAUAACUGCUCCAGCUGCAAUUAUGAUAAUGGCCAAAUUUAUUGUAUUUAGUGCAACCCUGGAUACUAUAUUGAUAGCUCUAGCAGUUGCUAAUAAUGCAUUUCCCCUUGUUCUUCAUGCAAAAUUACUGCAUCUACUUGCCUAUCUUGCAUAGAUAAUUACGUUUUUGUUGAAUCAAAUAAUUCGUGCUCUCCUAUUUGUGAUUCUUCUUGCAAAACCUGUAGCAACCCCAAAGACACUUAAUCUUGCUUAUCUUGCUUUGAUGGAUCUUUUUUAGAUAAUAAUAAUUAGUGUUAAAAAUGUAUUUCUCCAUGCUAAAAUUGCAAUUAAAAAGGCUCAAACUGUCUUUCUUGCAUCUAAGAUUAUACAUUUAAUGCUACUUAGAACACCUGCUAACCAAUAUGUGAUUCUUCUUGUAAUUUAUGCAGUCUUCCUUUGAAUAGCUAAUCGUGCUUAUCUUGUUUUGAUGGGUUUUAUCUGAGUAAUAAUUAAUGUUUUGCAUGUUAAUAUCCUUGUGCUACCUGUUUAACAUCCUCUAGCAAUUGCUUGACAUGCUAAAAGGAUUAUAUAUACUAAUAAUAAACUAAUAGUUGCUCUCCAAUUUGUUAUAAUUCUUGUAAAACUUGUAGCUUGCCUUUAAGUAGCUCUUCUUGUUUAUCAUGUUAUGAUGGAUUUUUCUUAAAUAAUAAUAAUGAAUGUUAGAUUUGUUAGCCACCUUGUUAAAAUUGUGUCAUAAGUGCAAAUACUUGUUAAUCAUGCAUAUAAAAUUAUACUUUAAACGUUACUUAAAGUUUGUGUUUCCCAAUAUGUGACCCGCCAUGCUUGACCUGCAAUCAACCUAAAAACAGCUCAGCUUGUCUGAGUUGUAUUGACGGAUUUUUUUUAUUUAAUAAUUAAUGCUUGAAUUGUUAAUCUCCUUGUGCAUCGUGCAUAGAUUCUUCCUCUAAUUGUUUAUCUUGUAUUGAAAAUUAUACUUUUAUUUAAUCAUAAAAUUACUGUAGUCCUAAUUGCGAUCCUUCUUGUAAAACAUGCAGCUCUCCAAAUAAUAAUUAAUCUUGCUUAUCUUGCGAUGAUGGAUUCUAUUUAACUAAUGACUAAUGUAUAUAGUGCUAGUUUCCUUGUUUAACUUGUCAAAAUUAAUCUAAUAAUUGCUAGUCUUGUUCUGUAAAUUACAUUUUAGAUACUCUAAACAAUUAAUGUUAGCCAAUUUGUGAUCAAACUUGUAAGUCCUGUUUACUGCCUCUAAACAGUUCCUCAUGCUUAUCUUGCUAUGAGGGAUUUUUUUUUAGCAAUAAUCAGUGCUUACCCUGCAUUCCUCCAUGCUAAACUUGUUAAAAUUCCCAAAAAAAUUGCUUAUCCUGUGAAAUAGGAUAUAAUUAUAACCCACUUACAAACUACUGUGAUCCAAUUUGUGAUUAAACUUGUUAAUCAUGCAGCUUACCAUAUAAUAAAAAUGCUUGUUUAUCUUGUUUCGAUGGUAAUUUCCUACUAAAUAACCAGUGCAUUCCUUGCUAGCCUCCUUGUUUAAGUUGUUCUAAUUUAAGUACAUGUUUAUCCUGUUAAAGUAGCUAUAUCUUCAACUCUGAUACAAAUUCAUGCUCUCUAAUUUGUCCUAUUCUUUGCACUUCUUGCUAAAUGAGUGAUUUAAAAGUAAUUUAGUGCUUAUCAUGCUAAGAUGGGUUUUAUGUAAGUUAAUAUUAAUGUCUUGCUUGCUAAACUCCUUGCAAAACUUGCCAAGGGAAAUAAACAAACUGCUUGUCUUGCAUUGAAAAUUACACCUAUAGUCCUUCUUUAAAUUUAUGUAGUCCUAUAUGUGAUCCCUCAUGCAAAUCAUGUUAUUCUCCGUACAAUAGCCAAUCGUGCUUAACAUGUUUCGAUGGUGACUAUUUAUUAAAUAAUGAAUGCCUUUCAUGUUAAUUGCCAUGCAAGAGUUGUUAAAAUUCAUCAUAAACUUGCUUAUCAUGUAUUGAUAACUACACAUUUAAUUAAUCAACAUUUGAUUGCUCACCAGUUUGUGAUUAAUCUUGCUAUACAUGCAGUUAUCCACUAGAUAGUUCUUCGUGUUUAUCCUGUUAUAAUGGUUUCUACUUAAGUAAUAAAUAGUGCCUUCCCUGCGACUCUGAAUGUUCUAGCUGUUAAAUCACAGCUAAUAAUUGCACAUAAUGUUCAGAUAAUUAUAUAUUUGAUGAAGUUGAGGAAGUGUGUUUACCUAUUUGUGCAUAAACAUGUAAAACAUGUACACUACCUCUAAUGAAUAAUUAAUGCUCAUCCUGCUUUGAUGGCUAUUAUUUAAAUAAUUAUUCGUGUGUUCCAUGCUAAUCACCUUGUUAAAAUUGUAUUGAUCAAAGUAAUUGCCUAUCUUGUUUGAAGGAUUAUUCUUAUAAUUAAUAAACAAAUUAAUGCAAUUUAAUAUGUCCUGAUUUAUGCUAACAAUGCUAAUUUAAUAAAGAUAAUUAAAUUCAAUGUUUAGUAUGCAUUGAUGGAUUUUAUUUAAAUAAUUAGAGCUGUUUAAAAUGUUCUUCUCCCUGUUUAACAUGCUAAUUUAGUAGUAAUAAUUGUUUAUCUUGCGAUUCUAAUUACACAUUUAGUAAUGGAUUAUGUCUCCCUAAUUGCGACCCAAAAUGUAAAACUUGCACUUUACCAAAUUUAAGCUCUGCAUGUUUAACAUGUUAAGAUGGAUACUAUUUUGAUAAUAAUUACUGUUUUCCUUGCUAAUAACCUUGCUAAAAUUGCUAAUAUUCUCCAAAUAACUGUCUUUCAUGCAUAACAAAUUAUAUUUUUAACACUAAUUCUAAUAGUUGCUCUCCAAUAUGUGAUGUAACUUGCUAAACUUGUAGUUUACCUAACAAUAAUCUUGCAUGUUUAUCAUGCUUUGAUGGCUACUUUCUAAAUAGUAAUCAAUGUAUUCCUUGUGACUCUUCAUGCGCUAAAUGCUAAAUUACAUCAACAAACUGUAUUUAAUGUGCAAAGAAUUAUCUUGCUGACAACUAAAGUAAUACUUGUUCGCCUAUAUGUGACCCUCUUUGCAAGACAUGUGUAAAACCUUUAAAUAAAAACUCUUGCUUAUCUUGCUUUGACUAAUAUUAUUUAUUUAAUGAUGAGUGCUUAUAAUGUUCUCCUCCUUGUUUAACCUGUAUCAAUACAAACCUGAACUGUCUUUCAUGCAUCGAUAACUACAUUUACAAUGAUUCCUCCAAUUAGUGUUUACCAAAUUGCCCUUAGAAUUGUUAGAACUGUACUCCAAAUAAUAUACAAAGCAACACUUCCUCUGAAAAUUCAAAUUUUUUCAUAUGCAUUUAAUGCCAGGAUGGAUAUUUUUUAGACUAAAAUAAGAACUGCUAAAAUUGUCAAUAGCCUUGCUUAAACUGUUAAAAUUAAGCAACAAACUGCACAAAAUGUAUUUAAAAUUAUUAAUUAAAUGCUUAAAAUAAUUUAUGCAUUCCUUAAUGUGAUAUAUCAUGUUCCACUUGCUCGCUUCCAUAUGAUCUUAACUCCUGUUUAAGUUGCUUUGAUGGUUUUUAUUUGAAAUCAGGAUAAUGUUUGCAGUGCACAUAACCCUGUAAGAGUUGUUAAUUUAAUGACACCUAUUGUACUUCUUGCAUUUAAUAUUAUGGAUUGAAUUCUGCAACAAAUUCUUGUUAUCUCUUAUGUCCUAUAGGUUGCAAGGAAUGCAAUAACCUAAACAAUUAAUCAUCAUGCAUUUCCUGCAUUGAUGGAUAUUAUCUCACAAAUGGAUAAUGCUUACCUUGCUAAAGCCCUUGUUCUACUUGCGAAAAUGAUGCUCAAAAUUGCUUAACUUGUAUUAAAUAUUAUAAACUUGUUUCAGACUCUUAAAGAAGUUAUUGUUCUCCAGUUUGCGAUAUAUCUUGCUAAACUUGCACAGCCCCUAAUGAUUUCCGUUAAUGCAUGUCCUGUAUAGAAGGCUAUUAUCUUUAUUAAAACUCUUGUCUAUCUUGCAGUUUCCCAUGCUAAUCUUGUGAAGGUUCUCCAUCUAAUUGUCUCUCUUGUGUGCAAUGGCAUAGCUUAGACCCAUCAAGUAAUACUUGUAACCUUACUUGUCCAACUGAAUGUACUUCUUGUUUUGAUUCAUCUAGCAAGACAAUUUGCUAAGAAUGCAUAGAUGGCUACUAUCUGAGCGAAGGAGUAUGUAAACAAUGUUAAUUUCCAUGCUAGAACUGCUUGAAUGUGACUAGCUGCUUUAGCUGUUAAGAAAAUUAUACUUAUGAUGAAUAAAACUAAACUUGUAAUCCUAUUUGCCACAGUUCUUGCAAGACAUGCUCUUUUCCUAAGAAACAAAAUGCCUGCUUAGAAUGCAACGAUGGAUAUUUUUUAGCUAAAAAUAGAUGUAUUCCAUGUUCAAGUUCUUGUGCUACUUGUGAUACAACAGGAAAUAAAUGCUUAACUUGUGCUGAAGGAUAUGUUUACUCAUCAAUUUAUAAUUCUUGUUAAUUCAUUUGUAAUCCUUCUUGCAAAACUUGUUUACCAGAAAGUCCUAAUUCUUGUUUAACUUGCAAAACAGGUUAUUAUUAAAUCGGAAAUAUGUGCAUUAAAUGUGAGUCUCCUUGUGCAACAUGCGCAGAUUAAUCUACUAAUUGUUUAUCAUGCAUAACUAAUUAUGUAUAUGAUUAAAUAACAAGAACUUGUUUUCCAUAGUGUUUUCCAACUUGUUCUGCUUGCAUUACUCCUAAUAAUAAUUUCUCUUGCACUAAAUGCAAAGAUGGAUAUUAUCUUAGUGCUUUUAAUCAAUGUCUCCCUUGUUCUCCUCCUUGCCUUACUUGCAGUAUUAAUGCAAACAAAUGCCUCUCUUGUAUAGAAACUUAUAAAUUUGACAGUUAAUUCAAAAUUUGCAUGAUAAUAUGUGAUAGUUCUUGUGCUACUUGUACAUAGCCAUUAAAAAGUACCUCUUGUAGUUCAUGCAACGAUUAGCGUGUACUUAUAAAUAACUAAUGUCUUCCAUGUUAGCCUCCUUGUGCCACUUGUGCUAAAACAACUACUAAUUGCACUUCUUGUUUAUAAAAUUAUACCUUAAAUCCAUAAACAAACACGUGUAAAUCCUUAUGUCAUCAAAAUUGCAAGACUUGUCUGCAUCCUUAUUCAGACACAUCUUGCUCAAGCUGCUAUGAUGGAUAUUACUUAAAUAACAUUAAUUAAUGUUUAUAAUGUCAAAGCCCAUGCUAAAAUUGCUAAAAAGUUGCUAUUUAGUGUAAGAGUUGUAUUGAUGGAUAUAUUUUAAAUCAAAGUACUCUAGAGUGUGUUUUAAAUUGUGAUAAAUCCUGUAAAACUUGUUUUUCUCCAUAGAAUUCUAAUGCAUGCACAUCUUGUCCAGAUGGCUUUUAUUUAAUCAACAAUUCAUGUAAAAAUUGUGAUUUUCCUUGCCAAACAUGUUAAAUUUCCCCACAAGAAUGCUUAAGCUGUUUUAAUAAUUACAAAUUAGAAAAUGUUUUAAAAUAAUGCACUCCAAUUUGUGAUAUUUCAUGUAAAAGCUGCUACCAACCAUAAGAUCCUUCUUAAUGUAUAGAAUGUGCUUUUGGUUAUUUUUUAAACAGUUAAAAUAAAUGCUAAAUCUGCGAGAGUCCAUGUUCUAGUUGUGUAGAUAAUCCCUCAAAUUGUAUAAGCUGUUUAGAAACAUACUAUUCAAUUCCAUUGAAUGGUAUAUGCAUAAAAAUGAAUUGCGAUGAAACUUGCUUUACUUGCUCCAAAGAUAAUGAUAGAUAAGCUUGUAUAAAAUGCAAAGAAGGAUUUGUUAAAUUAGGAAAUUUAUGUGAAAAAUGUGAAUCUCCCUGUUAAGCAUGCAUCUAAAGCUAAAUUUAAUGCACUUCUUGUAUUGCAAAUUACAAAUUAAAAAAAAAUAAGUGUUAUUUUAAUUGUCAUAGUUCUUGUAAUACAUGCUAGAAUUAGUCUCCUUAAGAAGAUAAAUGUACAUCAUGCUUCGAAGGCUACUUUUUAGAUGGUAAUUAAAUAGGAAGAUGUGUCAAAUGUAAUUAAAACUGUGCUAUUUGCAGUAAUUUUCACACCUGUUUAGUUUGCCAAGAAGGAUAUUUACAAAUUUAGGGCGUAUGUUAAAUGGAUUGCCAUUAUUCAUGCUUAACAUGUAGAAAGCCUAAUAGCAAACUUGAUUGCUUGAGUUGUGACUCAUCAAAAAUAUUAAUAUAAAACUCAUGCUAAAGAUGUCCUAAUGGCUAAUUUCCUAGCUAAAAUUAUAAUACUUGUUUAAAUUGUGUACAAAAUUGUUAAAUUUGUUCAAGUCUAAGUAGUUGUUCAUAAUGUCUAUCUGGAUAUUUUUUAGACUAAAAUAUGUAAUGCCAAAAAAUAGAAUGCCACUAUUCAUGUUAGCUUUGCACAGGGAAUUCUUAUUCUGAAUGCCUUUAAUGCAAUGAAACAAGAAAAUUAGUACCUCUUGAGCCAUCUUCUUAAAUCCAUUUAUGCGAAUGUAGAGAAGGCUAUAGUGAGAAUAAUUAAUCAAAAUGUUAGCAUAGCCAAAUUUAAUAAAAUCUUUAACAUGCAUUUGGAAUAUCUGCACUAGUAGUUUAUUCUUUGACCACUUUAUUAAGCAUUUCUGACUUAAAUCCUGUGAUUUUAUUUGGUUUGGUAGAAUUAAAUCAGAGUUUAAGCUAUAUGAGUUUCAUAAAUGAUAUACCAGCAUUAGGGUUUGACUAAAUGAUGAAUUUAUUAUCUUAUAACUAAAUUACUAAUCUAUUUGAUUUUUCAUACUUCAGUGAAAAUAAUAGUGGCUACUAUAAUCUUAGAAUUUUAGAAAGCAAUUAAAAAAAUAAUUUGAAUAAAAGAGUAAAUACUGUUUACAAUAAUAGUACUGAUUCAAUAGCAAAUAAAAAAGUUAAAAUGAAUCCUAAGCUAAUUAUUUUUUUAGAGUAGAGCUUCACAUAUUUGAGUUCAGUGAUUCUAAUCACUUUGAAUGCUUCUGCUUUGGUUUUAGCUUGUCUUUUUUCGUAUUUUAAGGUUAAGGAUUAAUACAAGGGAAUUAUUAAAAUAAAAAGAAUAUUUUGCAUUUCUCUACCAUUGUUAGUUUUAUACUUUACUUCAUAAGAUUUAGCUUUAUUGGUUUUUAAUCAAUUUUAAUCUUUUAUAUAUAGUAACAAAUAAGAUGUUACAGACUCAAUUCUCUAGUAUUUGAAAGUCCUUUAAAAUGAUCAAAAAUAUUAGCAAAGCUUAGCUGAAAUAACUAUUAAAAAUGAUUGCAACAACUAAAACAAAAAUACCUCUUAACCUGCAAAUUUGGAAAAUAGUCCUCAAGCAAAAAAUGAAUUUUUUGAUGCUAGAAAAGAAAUUUAUUAAGAUAAGAAGGAAAAUAUAUUUGCUAAUAAUGAAAUUUCGACAGAAAAAAAUGAAAAUCUUGAAACCAAAAACCAAAAUCAAUUAAAAAAAAGCGAUUCCAUCUUUAGUUAAAACGAAAAUUAGCCAUUAUAAGAACAAUCUCAAAAUAAUAAAAAAUAAAAAAUAUUUAGUAAUGUCGAAUUUUAAAUGUUUAAAACUGAGAAAUUAUCUGAAUAAAUAAAUGAUUAGAUCUUUAAAAGUGAUAUUUAAUUUACAAAGAACGAAUCGAUUAAAUAAAAAAGCGAAAGCUAAAAAGAUGAUUUGAAUAUUCAAAAUUUAACUAAAACUAUUAGCAUAGAAAGUAAAUAAGAAGAGCCCUGUUAAUUUGCUACAAUACAAAAUAUGAUAUCAAAAUUAAUAAAAACUAGAAUACUUAUUUUAUUAUUAUCAAAAUGA